Messenger RNA from Daktulosphaira vitifoliae (grape phylloxera), 1256 nucleotides. RefSeq names its product rRNA 2'-O-methyltransferase fibrillarin (gene Fib). The record is from RefSeq and is a predicted model, not a curated record. NCBI's taxonomy places the organism in Eukaryota, Metazoa, Arthropoda, Insecta, Hemiptera, Phylloxeridae. Gene Ontology annotation, cellular component: nucleolus; box C/D methylation guide snoRNP complex; Cajal body. Bases 163 to 1098 code for a protein of 311 amino acids. Gene Ontology annotation, biological process: box C/D sno(s)RNA 3'-end processing; rRNA methylation. The transcript is spliced from 5 exons. Gene Ontology annotation, molecular function: rRNA methyltransferase activity; histone H2AQ104 methyltransferase activity; RNA binding.
CAUGUGAGAUUCUGCAUUGUGCGGUUAAUAUUUUUAAUUUGACGAAGUUGCCAUCGGUAUCCGACCGCACGUGGAUAUAUGUUUUUAUAGUACUGUUUGUUGUUGUUAAUGAUAUAGUUAAAUUUUGUUUUCUAGUUUUGUAAUUUUAUUUACAAAGUUUUAAUGGGUUUUGAUCGUGGAGGUCGUGGUGGACGAGGUGGCGGCCGUUUUUCAGGAGGUGGCCGUGGUGGAUUUGGUGGCGGAGGUCGUGGUGGAUUUGGUGGCGGUGGUCGUGGUGGUGGCAGUGGUCGUGGAGGCGGUGGUUUUAGAGGUCGUGGUGCUGGUGGUCGUGGUGGUGGUAGCCGCGGUGGCGGAAGACCAUCUGGAGGUUUCAAAGGAGGAAAAAAAGUUGUUGUUGAACCUCAUCGUCAUCCUGGUGUUUUCAUCGCCAGAGGAAAAGAAGAUGCAUUGGUUACAAAAAACCUUAUACCCGGUGAAACCAUUUAUGGAGAAAAAAGAAUAAGUGUUGACUUGGCUGAAGGAGAAAAAAUUGAAUAUCGUGUCUGGAAUCCUUUCAGAUCUAAACUAGCAGCUGCAAUCUUGGGUGGUAUUGAUGAAAUUCACAUGCCACCAGGUUCUAAAGUAUUAUAUCUUGGCGCUGCUAGUGGUACUACCGUAUCCCAUGUAUCAGAUGUAGUAGGGCCUGAAGGAUUAGUGUAUGCUGUAGAAUUUUCUCAUAGAUCAGGUCGUGAUUUAAUAAAUGUUGCAAAGAAAAGAACCAAUAUUAUUCCUAUAAUUGAAGAUGCCAGACAUCCACAUAAAUAUAGAAUGUUAAUUGGAAUGGUUGAUACUAUAUUUGCUGAUGUAGCUCAGCCUGAUCAAGCUAGAAUUGUAUCAAUUAAUGCACAGUACUUUUUAAAAAAUGAAGGUCACUUUGUUAUUUCAAUCAAAGCUAAUUGUAUUGAUAGUACAGCUGAACCUGCUGCAGUUUAUGCUCAAGAAAUUGAAAAACUUAAAGCAGAUAAAUUGAAACCAACUGAACAAUUAACACUAGAACCAUAUGAAAGAGACCAUGCAGUUGUUGUUGGAGUUUAUAGACCAAUCCCUAAAGUCAAAUAAAAAAUUUGACUUAAUUUUAAUAAGUAAUUUUUAUGUACAAAUAUGCAAUUAGACCUAUUCUUGAAUUUCAUUGGAGUGUUAAAAAAUUUUACUAAAUAAAAAUUUGAUAAAAGUUUUUAAAUUUUUACUAUCAAAAUAUAUUAACUUUUUUAUCUUAA